Molecule: messenger RNA, 3238 nt
Organism: Brienomyrus brachyistius
Lineage: Eukaryota; Metazoa; Chordata; Actinopteri; Osteoglossiformes; Mormyridae
Product: NACHT, LRR and PYD domains-containing protein 12-like
Exons: 15
Coding region: 110-3238 (1042 amino acids)
Molecular function (GO): protein binding
Source: RefSeq, a predicted model, not a curated record
GGAUUUUAAAGGCAGAGUCGCCAUUUUAUAAAGAUUCUGGAAUAAUGUAAAGAUAUUCUAUGUUUCAAGAGGCCCCAGCAGGAAUCAUCUGGUCUGGAUCAGCAUAGAAAUGGAUGGAUCUGCUUCUGAAAUGCGCCCCCCUGUGGGGUGUAACAGAAAGAGCCCUGAGAGUGUCCUGAUGAAGAGAGCAGACUCCCCUGUACCCAGCUGUGUUUCCCUGAAGAGUGACAGGUCAAUGGAGCCCCCACUCGCCUUCAGAGAGGGACCUUUUCCUACAGACCAAAGUGUCCUGAUGAAGAGAGCAGACUCCCCUGUACCCAGCUGUGUUUCCCUGAAGAGUGACAGGUCAAUGGAGCCCCCACUCGCCUUCAGAGAGGGACCUUUUCCUACAGAUCAAAGAGACCAAAUGGAAGAAUGCAGUUCAGAUCUACAUGAUAAAUCGGGUUUAUCAUCCAUAUUGAAGUCGCUAGAGGAAAAAGCCAUGAAGUUCCUAAAGGAGGAACUGAAGACGUUUGUGAGGUACCUAGAUCAGAAUUACCCAGAAUGCUCUGAGCCUCAGCUGGAGGAGGACAAUGACCUGGACUGUGAUGGUCAGAUGCAGAAGACCAGUGUUAGAGAGGUAGCUCUGAAGAUCACACUGUACAUCCUGAGGACAAUGAAGCAAAAUGAUCUUGCUGACCUGCUGGACAAGAGACAGCUCAUGCUGCAACAUCAACAGGAAAUGAAAUGUAAACUUAAGAAGCAAUUUGAGUGUGUAUUUGAAGGGAAAGCUAAGGAAGGACAGCCAGCACUUCUCAGUGCCAUUUACACAGAACUCUACAUAACUGAAGGUGGGACUGGAGCAGUCAAUGAUGAACAUGAAGUGAGACAGAUUGAAACAGCAUCCAAGAAAAGGCGAACAGAAGAUACUACAGUCAAGUGCAAUGAUAUAUUUAAACCCUUAUGUGGGCAUGUGACUCCUAUCAGAACUGUACUCACUAAAGGGGUGGCAGGUAUCGGGAAAACAGUCUCUGUGCAGAAAUUUAUUCUCGACUGGGCAGAAGGAAAAGCAAACCAGGAUGUUCACUUCAUAUUUGCUCUUCCUUUCCGGGACCUGAAUUUGAUUAAGGGUGAAUACAGUCUCCUUGAACUGCUUUGCCACUUUGUCCCAGAACUGAAAUCUCUUGAAUCCACUGAGCUGUUUAUGUACAAAAUCUUGUUCAUCUUUGAUGGUCUAGACGAGUGUCGCCUUCCUUUCGAUUUUCAGAACAAUGAGUGCUGGUUUGAUGUAACAAAGAAAACGUCACUGGAUGUGCUGUUGACUAACCUCAUUAAGGGGAAUCUGCUCCCAUCCGCUCUCCUCUGGAUAACCUCCCGGCCAGCAGCAGCCAAUCAGAUACCUCCUGAGUGUGUCCACCAGGUGACAGAGAUACGAGGGUUCAGUGAUGCCCAGAAGGAGGAGUAUUUCAGGAGGAGAUUUAGGGAUCAGAGCCUGGCCAGCAGGAUUAUCACACAUGUGAAAUCAUCAAGGAGCCUCUUCAUCAUGUGCCACAUUCCUGUGUUCUGCUGGAUUUCAGCCACUGUGCUUAAGAGGUUUUUUAGUGAGACUGACAGGGGAGAAAUUCCAAGGACUCUGACUGAAAUGUACACACACUUCCUGAUCUUUCAGACAAGUUUAAAAAAUGACAAGUAUAUGAAAAAACAAGAAACUAAGCUUAAAGAAUACAGCAAGGAAUUCCUUUUAAAACUUGGUAAACUUGCUUUUGACAACCUUGAGAAAGGCAAUCUCAUAUUUUAUGAGCAAGAUCUGACAGGGAAUGGCAUUGAUGUCACUGAAACUUCAGUUUACUCUGGAGUGUGCACAGAAGUCUUUAAAGAGGAGUAUGGGUUGUACCAGCAGAAGGUGUACUGCUUUGUGCAUCUGAGCAUCCAGGAGUAUCUCGCUGCUUUAUAUGUGUUUCUGUCAAACUCAUCAGCUGACCUGCUGAAGACUGCAGUGAAUCAGGCAUUAGAGAGCAAGAAUGGACACUUGGACCUCUACCUCCGCUUCCUCCUGGGCCUCUCAACAAACUCCAGUAAGACUCUGUUACAAAGGCUACUGGGGCCAACAGAAACCUGCUCACAUACCAUUAAGGAAACAGCCCAAUACAUCAAGGAGAAAAUACAGGAGAAUUUAUCUCCAGAAAGGACCAUCAACCUGUUCCACUGUCUGACUGAACUGGGUGACAAUUCUCUAGUAGAGGAAGUACAAAGAUACCUGAAUUCAGGAAACAUUUCGGCAGAUGACCUCUCACCUGCACAGUACUCAGCUCUGGCCUUUGUGAUGCUGAUGUCAGAUGAGGAGCUGGAUGUGCUUGAUCUGAAAAAAUACAUCAGACGAGAUAAAGAGCACUGCAGGCUGCUGCCUGUGGUCAAGAACUCCAGGACGGCUCUGCUGAACAGCUGUGAUCUCUUAGAUGAACACUGUGAAGUGCUGACUUCAGCUCUAAGAUCAAACUCUUCCCCCCUGAGAGAGCUGGACCUGAGUGACAAUAACCUGAAGGAUUCAGGGGUGAAGCUGCUCUCUGCUGCACUGGGGGAUUUACACUGUAAACUGGAGAUAUUGAGGGUGUGCUGGUGUGAAAUCACAGAGAAAUGCUGUGAGGCACUGGCUUCAGCUCUCAGAUCAAACUCCUCACCCCUGAGAGAGCUGGACCUGAGUAACAAUGACCUGCAGGACUCAGGAGUGAAGCUGCUCUCUGUUGGACUGGAGGACUUACACUGUAAACUGGAGAUACUGAGGCUGUCAGGCUGUAGAGUCACAGAAGAAGGCUGUUCUUCCCUGGCUUCAGCUCUGAGGUCAAACCCCUCACACCUGAGAGAGCUGGAUCUGAGCUACAAUCACCCAGGAGACUCAGGAGUGAAGCUGCUCUCUGCUGUACUGGAGGAUCCCAGCUGUAAACUGGAGAAGCUGAAGCUGUCAGGCUGUAGAGUCACAGAAGAAGGCUGUUCUUCCCUGGCUUCAGCUCUGAGGUCAAACCCCUCACACCUGAGAGAGCUGGAUCUGAGUUACAAUCACCCAGGAGACUCAGGAGUGAAGCUGCUCUCUGCUGUACUGGAGGAUCCCAGCUGUAAACUGGAGAAGCUGAAUGUGGAUCACGGUGGAGAGUGCAGGACCAGACCAGGCCUACAGAAAUACUCCUGCCAGCUGAUACUGGACCUCAGGACAGCACACAGACGCCUGUCUCUGUCAGAGGGGAAGAGGAAGAGUUUCCCCUGA